Messenger RNA from Alternaria postmessia, 3108 nucleotides. RefSeq lists its product as uncharacterized. Lineage: Eukaryota; Fungi; Ascomycota; Dothideomycetes; Pleosporales; Pleosporaceae. Bases 1 to 3108 code for a protein of 1035 amino acids. The record is from RefSeq and is a predicted model, not a curated record. The transcript has 4 exons.
AUGCCGCAGAUCAGCGACAUCUGGCUCCCAUGCCUCAUUCUCGUCGUGUUUUGGGCCAGGCCCACGGCAGCUUUCGGUGCCGGCAACAUUGCGAGCUUGAGCGCCAUUGAGGGACAGAACUGGCGCCAUGGAGAUAUCGAGGACACGCUGCUCACCCUGCUCAUUAGCGGCCAGACUGGCAAGAAGUUCAGCAAGAUGGAUGUUAAGCGCGUCUACUUUGGCAACUGGCUUCGCGACUACUCGCAGGCUGUCGAUGUCGGCACCGUCAAGAUGGUCUCUGCAGAGGCCAUCCGCAUCCUCCUCUGGGUGCUCGGCUUCAUGAGCUUCGGCUACGGAACCAAGGAGUUCGAGGUUACGCGCGAUCGCCUUGGAUGCUACCGACCAGAAGAGCAUAUUGACAACCCCAAGGACUAUGCCGACAACCUCGACGCCCGCGACUACGACCGACGCCUACGAGGCCCCGUUGACGAGAGACGCGAGCUUAGUGUCGACGAGCGGACCGGUCUGAAAAACUACAUCGCCUCAGAAGACUUGGGCAUCACAACAUCGGCGGGCAUGGUCCGCGACCUGCUCAGGCGUUGCAUUGAUCUCGGUCGACGCUCAGGAGGACGUGGUCCCGACUUCUACGAAGCCUUGAGACUGCUCGGCACUGCAACCCAUUGUAUGGAGGACUACUCUGCCCACUCAAACUACGUCGAGCUUGCCUUGAUUGAGAUCGACGAAGAGAAUCGUGACAUAUUCCCUCACGUGGGCAGAAACGCCCUGUUUGAUGUCCGCGCCGCCGGAAAGCAGGUAUACCCCAUAAUAACAGGUACAUUCGGUGGUGUCGACUUUUUGCACUCAGUGUGCGGAGAGAUUACCGACAAGGCCACACAAUCCGAGCUGCAGGAACUCGAAGGCGCAAUUGCCAAUGCUGAAAGGAGCGAGAACAAGAGCAAAAUUCAGGAGCUUCUCGCCAAGCUUCCAGACGGCAUCUUUGGCGGCAAAGACGAAUCUGGCAAGGCUGACGAGCUCGCCGACAACGCCAACGCUGCUGCCAUGGGAAACAUCCAGAUUACUCCCAAGGAACCUGAAGCCUUUACAGAGCAGAUUGGCGAGCUGGUCAAGCAAAUUUAUCCCAUUAUGGAGUUCCACGAUGAGAUCAUGCAAUCCAUCGCUGAGUUUAUCGAGAAGAUUCCGAUCCUACCAGACCUGAUCGAGGAGAUUCAAAGCCAAGUUACCGUCUUUGUUUUCAGUCUCCUUGCGCCUUAUAUCUUGCCUAUUCUUAGCCAGGUCAAGGCUGAGCUUGAGACUGGAUCCAGCGAGGUUAUUGCAAGCUCCCGCGAGAAGCAGCACAUUGUCUUUAACGACGACUACUCAACCGAUCCAACUCACAGCAUGCUCUCCAAGGACCACUUUUCCAACGUGCUCAACGAGCCUGCCGGUCGAGUAGCGUCUGCCGUACUGAGCUGGGCUGUUCCCCAAGUCGUUCAGUGCUGGGACGGUGAGGCUGAUCCCGAGGAAACCAUUGAUCGCAUCAUCAAGGGUGUCUUCCACCAUCCUGCCGUUGCUAUGGCAGAGAAGAGACAUGGCGGAGGAAGGGAUCGCGGAGCUACACAAUGCCAUCAAAUCAUGCUCGACACUGUCGGAAAAUGGUGGGAUUCCAAAGAUAGCAGAGCCAAGCGUGAGUUCCGUGACCAACUCAGUCGCGACGGUGUACAAAACCUUCGCAACCACAAGGAGAACGUACACGACAAGGGCCACGGCUGCGGCAAACCUCUGGGUAUGGCGAAUAACUUCGGUUCUUCCGGCGGACAGGGUGGUGUUAACCCACAGAUUCAGCAAGCCACUGAUCAUGUUGGCAAGCUUGCUGGUGAAGCUGUAGGUGGCGGCGCCCUGGGCGGUCUUGUCGGUGGUCUAGUCGGCGGCAUUGGUGGCUCUCUGCUUGGUGACGCUUUUGGAGGGAACGAAAAGAAGGGCCGCAAGGAAGAGCAUUACGGCCAAGAUGGUUCCUACACUCAAUCAUACUCCGAAACUGGUCAUCACCAGGCAUCUUCGUAUGGUGAUAGCGAUCGCUACGGUCGCGCUGAGUAUGAGCAGACACAAUACCCAAGCGGUGGACGUCGCGAAGAGUACUCCCGUCAGGAGCGUGAUGAGCGUGGCGGGUCCUACAGCUACGAGCAGAGCGUUGAGACUACCGGCUACAGUGGUUCCAGUGGAUAUGAGCGUCGGGAGGAGCGGCGUGUACAGCACGGCAGUGAAUGGCGCUCCGAGGAGACGCGCGAAGGCUUCGACCGCUCAGGGGAGUACUACUCUGAGGAGAAAGAACGACGUGGUAAGUCCAAGAAACACUCCGACGACGACGAUUCGAACGAUUCGGGCGGCGAAGAUUCGUACGAGAAGCGAAUGAAGAAGGAACGCAAGAAGCGUGAAAAGGAGGAGAAAAAGCGCAAUAAAUACCGGAAGCACGGCAGCGGUGACGAAGACUCGGAUGCUGACAAACGCCGCUCAGGAUCGGGUGAAUACAGACGUCGCUCUCGCUCCCGCGAGCAAGAGCACCGUCGCAAGAAGAGUAGCAGCCGCUCACCCAAGCGUCAUUCUGGAGGCCACUCGGGAGGCUAUGGCCAGGAGCAGAGCUACGGCCAGGAGUCGAGCUACGGUCGUCGUCAGGAGGAACCCAGCUAUGGCCGUGAACAACCAUCCAGGUACGAACGUCAAGAAUACGGCGGUGAAACUGGAGGCUACGGCCGUCAGCAGCCGCAGUAUGGUGCUGACUCAUACAGUACUGGUGGAUACGGCCGUCAAGAGGAGUCCGGAUAUGGCCGCCGCCAGGAAGAGUCGAAUUACGGCCGCCAAGAGUAUGGCCGCCAGGAAUCAUCUCGUUACGGUGCUGACCCUUACAGCUCCGGUGGAUAUGGUCGUUCAGAAGGUCAGGAAUACGGUGGUGAACGAUCCGAUCAGGCUUAUGGCGCCUCUGGUGUCCCUGGAGGCUUUGGCGAAGAGCCUCAAGGCUACGGUCGUCGCCGUGAUGACGAAGAUGAAUAUGGCCAGAGGAGACAAGAAUAUGGCUCUGGCGGCUAUGGUGGCUCUGGAGGAUACGGUGAGGAGGGGUAUGGAAGACGGUACUAG